UACGUGGGUCAUUUUGACAAAUCCAUCAAAUUCACAAAACCUUUACAAUCAGAUUUCGAAAAAACCCUAAAUCAUCAAAUUCACCGGAGAAGAUGAAGAAGGGAAGCUUCUCGAUCGUCCGUCAGGUCUUCCAGCGCCGUUUCUCCACACUCCGGUCGUCGCGACCCUCCGCGCUGUCCAGUUCCGCCCGAUCGCUUAUCGCGUCCCCAAGCUCGACACCGUCGCAGAUCCCUAGAAACUCGUUGUUACCUGCCUCCACCUUCGUCUCGUCGUCCAUCGCGUCUAACUUCUCCACCACUUGUUUUCCCAGCACGAGAAGCCUCUGUUCAUCAGCUGGAGGUGGAAAUGGUGUUGUUAUAGUGAAGUCAGAGGAAGAGUUCAUCAAUGCUAUGAGCAAAGCUGAAGGUGGAUCUUCCCCGUCGAUCUUCUACUUCACUGCCGUCUGGUGUGGACCAUGCAGGUUUAUUGCUCCUGUGAUAGAGGAGCUUAGUAAACAGUAUCCUGAUGUAACAACCUAUAAGAUCGACAUUGAUGAGGGUGGACUUUCAAACACUCUGAGCAACCUGAGUAUCACGGCUGUGCCAACACUGCAGUUCUUUAAAGAAGGCUCGAAAAAGGGUGAGAUUGUGGGGGCAGAUGUUGCGAAGCUGAAGAAUCUCAUGGAACAGCUCUACAAGUGAAUUAAUAUACCAAUGUUGAAAUAGCUGCGACUUGGAACGUGCAAUGUGCAAGAGUGUAGUUUAAGACUAUCCCUGUCCUGUCCAAUAAAAUCAGGGGCAAGUAUUUGUUUCCCAGUGACUCGCUUGUUGGGGGAUAUUGUUUUGUUGAGAGCCCCGUGUCUUCUCCAAACAUGAGUAGAUUGAAAUCAUAUGAUUUAACAAGGGAAUUGAAAUGAGAAUCUCUUCUGAAAAA
Brassica napus (rape) is the source of this 912-nucleotide messenger RNA. Its product is annotated as thioredoxin O1, mitochondrial. NCBI's taxonomy places the organism in Eukaryota, Viridiplantae, Streptophyta, Magnoliopsida, Brassicales, Brassicaceae. Bases 93 to 680 code for a protein of 195 amino acids. The transcript is spliced from 6 exons. The record is from RefSeq and is a predicted model, not a curated record.